Molecule: messenger RNA, 621 nt
Organism: Malania oleifera
Lineage: Eukaryota; Viridiplantae; Streptophyta; Magnoliopsida; Santalales; Ximeniaceae
Product: non-specific lipid transfer protein GPI-anchored 11-like
Exons: 2
Coding region: 13-621 (202 amino acids)
Biological process (GO): lipid transport
Molecular function (GO): lipid binding
Source: RefSeq, a predicted model, not a curated record
AAGUAUUCCCCGAUGCCAUUCAUCGAUACCAAAUUCCAAACCUCAUUGAGCAGUGAUUUGGAGAAGAAAGAUAUGGCCAAGUUUUGGGCAGUCACUUUUUCCCGUUUGGCUUUAUGUUUUGUGGCUGCAAACUCUGAAGAAACCAACAGUGCACCAGCGCUGGCACCCGCUACCGACUGCUCCAAUCUCAUACUGGACAUGGCAGACUGCAUACCGUAUCUGAGCAAUGGGAGCAAGCAGACCGAGCCCAAUGGCUCGUGCUGCUCUGGACUGAAGUUGGUGCUGAAGACCGACGCAGAUUGCCUUAGUGAAGCCAUAAAGAACAGUGCCCAAUUGGGUAUUGAGUUGAACAUUUCUAAGGCCCUCACUCUGCCUCCAGCUUGUGGGGUUUCUGCUCCCGUUAAAACCUGUGUUACCCCUCCUCCAAAGUCAUCACCGAAAACUUCUCCUCCUCCAGCGGCCAAAUCUUCAGCUCCAUCAUCACCAACCAUCCCUGGAGGAGGAAAGACCAAUGAAGUUCCGGUGUCAUCUCCGUCGGCCUCCAUUUCCCAUUCCAUUCCAGCCUCAAUUCUUGUUUUUAUUGUCAGUGCUGUUGUCGCUUUCUCCUGUACUUGCGCAUAG